AAGAAAACUUAGGAAGAAAAAGAUCAAGCAAACCACAUGGAUUCACUUUUAACCAGGAAUCUCUUUAUCAUCUUUUUGCAAAAAGCCUCAUUUUUGAUAAGCUUGUAUGGAAAAACAAGCAUGCAAAGUUCAAUUUGUUAUAAAAGACACUGCAGCUUUGCCCUUUCCAUGUUGUCCUCCACUCAUGCACCUAAAAGCAAAUUUAAAGCAUAGACUAGUGUUACAGAUUAAUAAAUACUGCAUGAUUUCAAUCUUCUUCCAGCCUCAAGAUUUUUCCUAUAUGUUCCUCUGAAUUCCCUGAAUUAUUUCCACCUAACUCGUAUGAAAUGGCAACAACUCCAUCAGUGACCCCAGAUCAAGAGCAGCUGCAGCCUCAAGAAUCAGUGCCUAAUCCUGUAUCAGUGUCAGCAACCACAAGUGCUUGGCAUUCUUCAGGAUCUAUAGGACCAUUCUUUGCAGUCAUUUCUGUCCUGACAGUUCUUGCCGUCAUCUCAUGCUUUGCGGGAAGGAUUUGCAAAGGUCGAAGCGUUACACCGCCGGAGAACAUCCAGCAUGGAGGUUGUCUUGGCUGGUUGAGAAGGAAAUGGUGCGCCUGCGCUAAUAAUGAUGCUGAAGUUUUAGGCAACAAGGCAGCGGAAAGCAAUGAUGUGAGACUCUUAAUAGUAGACAAGGAUGACUUUAGAAGAUUUUGGUGCUCUAGAUUCUUGGGUUUGUGUUAAUUUGGGAGCAGAAAUUGCCAGGAUCAAUGGCCAAAAUGGGACAGCCAUUAACGUACCGCGAGCUGACGGAGAUGAUCCAAGAGGCUGACACAGAUGGAGA
Coffea eugenioides is the source of this 819-nucleotide messenger RNA. RefSeq lists its product as uncharacterized. Lineage: Eukaryota; Viridiplantae; Streptophyta; Magnoliopsida; Gentianales; Rubiaceae. The record is from RefSeq and is a predicted model, not a curated record. Bases 327 to 719 code for a protein of 130 amino acids. The transcript has 3 exons.